Molecule: messenger RNA, 636 nt
Organism: Maudiozyma barnettii
Lineage: Eukaryota; Fungi; Ascomycota; Saccharomycetes; Saccharomycetales; Saccharomycetaceae
Exons: 1
Coding region: 1-636 (211 amino acids)
Biological process (GO): regulation of exit from mitosis
Cellular component (GO): spindle pole body
Molecular function (GO): GTP binding; GTPase activity
Source: RefSeq, a predicted model, not a curated record
AUGAGCUCUGAUAAAAAUAAGGUUAAUCCCAGAGAGGAAAUACAACUACAAAUAGGUAUAAUCGGAGAUGCACAAGUAGGUAAAACUUCAUUAAUGGUUAAGUAUGUGCAGGACAUAUACAACAAAGAAUACACACAAACGUUAGGGGUCAAUUUUUUAAAGAAAAGAAUACGACUUAGAUCAACAGAUAUAACAUUAUCUUUAAUGGAUUUAGGUGGACAACGUGAAUUUAUUAAUAUGCUCCCUUUAGCCACAAUGGAUUCAUAUUGUAUUCUUUUAUUGUUUGAUUUAACAAGACCAGAGACACUGAAAUCGGUUCGAGAAUGGUAUAGACAAGCAUUUGGUUUAAAUAAAAAUGCUAUCCCAAUUCUUGUCGGCACCAAAUAUGAUUUGUUUAUUGAGCUGGAUCAAGAUUAUCAAGAAGAAAUCUCACGGACUUGUCUCAAAUACGCACAAAUAAUGGAUUCUCCUGUUAUAUUUUCCUCCUCUGCAUAUUCAAUUAACAUACAAAUAUUAUUCAAAAUCAUAAUAGCCAAAAUAUUUAAUCUAAGAUUGACGAUUUCUGAAAUUAGUGAUAUUGGAGAUCCUUUAUUGAUAUAUAAAGAAUUUGGUAAUACGCAUUUAAAUGGGUCAUAA